Drosophila kikkawai is the source of this 1739-nucleotide messenger RNA. RefSeq lists its product as uncharacterized. NCBI's taxonomy places the organism in Eukaryota, Metazoa, Arthropoda, Insecta, Diptera, Drosophilidae. Gene Ontology annotation, molecular function: protein binding; RNA binding. The record is from RefSeq and is a predicted model, not a curated record.
GUAUUUCCAGUAGUAUUAUCAUGUAGCAAACAUCAGAAAUCAAAUUACAUUUUUAGUUUUCAGUAGUAGUUAGAAUAUUCAUGUAAUUUUGUAUUGGUAAAUUUUCUAAUAAAGGCCAGGAAGAUGAGCAACAUGUGCGGUCAUUUCUUGAAACCAUUAGGUAGAAGCUAUUACAUUCGUGACUUGGUUGCCUACACAGAAGAUGAUAUUUCGAUUAAAAAACUGCACUUUUCUUCGGUGCCUCUGCAGCUAACGAAGGACAUUUUAAUGACAUAUUUUAGUAAAUUCGGUCGAGUGUCAGGUAUUCAGGUGGUCAGGGAGUCGAUGAACCCAGUGCCCUGUGUGGCUGGCGAGGUGUUGUUUGCCAACCCCAAGGAUGCAGCAAAAGCCUUGGAAAUUCCUACACACUCUUUAGACGGCAACCAGUUCCAGGUGAAGCCCAGCUAUAGUUGGCUUCAGCCGGAUGCCUACGGCAAGAAGCAGGAGCAACCACAGGAGGCCACCAUUUUGAAGCUAAACAACGACUGCUGGCUGGAUAUCCUGCCGUUCCUAAAGCUGCGCGAUAGGCUGCGAUUCGCCCGGACCUGCCAGCGCUUCCGGGCUAUCUACCAAAUGGCCACCGCCCGGCUGUACUCCUCCGUGAAUACUCGCCAGUUCUUCAGAAUGAAUCAAUGGGACAUUGCAGACAUUUGUCAUUUGUGCAGCGGGGAUAUCCAGGACCUUUACAAACUGACCCUGUGGGAUAUACGGGUCUUUUACGAAUUAUCUGGCGGGCAGAUAAAGGACCUGGAGUGCAUGUUGCCCAUGAUGGACUCUGACGAGCGGUUCCGCUUCAUUCCAGUCUACUGCCGCAAUCUGAUCUCCCUUUAUUUGGGGCGCAAAGUCCUGUCCAAGGACACCAUGCUUAGCAUGCCCACCACCAUUGAGAAGUUGGACUUGGGAAAGUGCUUCCGUGUGCAGAACUUACCAAUGAUCAUCAAGCACUUUACCGAGCUGCGAAAGCUUAAUCUGGGGGAUGUCACGGAUAAGAUGUGCCAAACGAUGGUCAAAAAGAACUGUUGUCCCAAGCUGGAAAUGCUCAGGCUAUCGCCAUGCGAGUACAGCAAUUGCGAGGUCCUGGCACAACUGCCCAGCCUCAAGAGCCUCACCAUACACUCGAAGAACGGCACAAGUACCACCGGAGCAAGGCUCACCGAGAAACUGGUGGAGCACAAGGCAGAGCUCCUUGAGUAUCUAGAGUUUGAUUGUGCCAAUCCGCUGCCCAGGGAGCAGUUGUCCCAAAUUUCCAAGCUAAUCGGCCUUCGCACACUGAUCCUGCCCAUCUGGUAUGGCGUGAAAGAGCCUGUGCUGAGGGAGUUUUCCAAUCUCAAGAAGUUGGAGCAAAUCUGCUUCAACUACAAGGGCAAUAGCGAUGCUGCCAUCCUGGACCUGUUCAUAUCCUGUCCCAGGCUCAGCCACCUGAGUAUCUUUGGCUACGGGCAGCCCACCAAAGAGGUGAUCCAGUGCAUUGCUGACCAGGUGCGCCGAGAGCAGGCCAACAAAAGCAUGCGGCGCAAGUUACCCAUUGAAAUAGGUCUGCCUUUUGAUCUCUCGAAGCCAGAGGAGAUUCAUGGGUCCGAGGACAUCAUAAAACCUCAGUUUAACUACUGGUGCAGCCUCUCAAAUUUCCGUCCAGAGCGAUGGUCGUAAACAAUUAAAUUUCCCUUUAAUUACAGUUAUUGUUUUAUCGUUUUUGUUAA